This is a messenger RNA of Kwoniella botswanensis, 870 nucleotides long. RefSeq lists its product as uncharacterized. NCBI's taxonomy places the organism in Eukaryota, Fungi, Basidiomycota, Tremellomycetes, Tremellales, Cryptococcaceae. The record is from RefSeq and is a predicted model, not a curated record. The transcript is spliced from 4 exons. The coding region runs from base 1 to 870 and encodes 289 amino acids.
AUGUCAUACAAAUCCAAUCUGACCAACCACAAUCCGGACAAAUAUCAGACCAACGCCUCGUUCGUCUACUCCGCUAAGAACUCUUCGCCCGUCUUGGAGUUACUUGAUGCUCAGCCAGGGGAGAAGAUCAUUGAUCUAGGAUGCGGGACGGGUCAAUUGACUAUUCAAAUUAAAUCGAUAGUGGGUGAAGCAGGUGAGGUGGUAGGUGUAGAUAGUAAUGAGGGGAUGUUACAAUCAGCCAAAUCAUCUUCACCUCAAUCGAUAACCUACCUUCAAGCCGAUAUUCAGAACUUCCAAUCUUUCCAGACUUCAUAUCCUGACUAUAAAGGGAAGUUCGAUAAAGUAUUUACUUCAGCGACUUUACAUUGGUGUAAAUCUUCACCUGAAGGUGUAUGCGAUUUGGUCAAUUGGUUAUUGAAAGAUGGAGGAAAGUUCGUUUUCGAAUUUGGUGGAUUUGGAAAUGUAGUCGGUAUAAGAUCCGCAUUACAUCAAUCCCUCAAAUCCAUCAAUGUUGAUCCGAUCCCACUCGAUCCAUGGUAUUUCCCCACUGUAGGACAAUACGAGAAAGUACUACGUUCCUCCUCUCUCACUCCCCGAUCCGUCAACCUCGUCCCACGUCCUACACCUCUCCCUACAGAUCUUAGAGGAUGGCUCGAGACUUUCGCUCGUAACUCAUUUUUAUCGUCUCUUACAGACGAACAAGCAAAUCAAGUGUUGGACGAUGUAGUGGAAAGAUGUAGGGUGGAUAAUUAUUGGUCAGAUAAUAAUCCCGGGAUUGGAGUACAGCCAACUUCGAGAGAAGUAGAGGGAGGGGAAGGGUGGGAAAUCAUGUAUGUCAGACUAAGAGGGUGGGCUACCAAGUCUCAGUAG